Messenger RNA from Trichomonas vaginalis G3, 515 nucleotides. RefSeq names its product protein of unknown function, DUF4106 family. The transcript has a single exon. NCBI's taxonomy places the organism in Eukaryota, Parabasalia, Trichomonadida, Trichomonadidae. The annotation marks the transcript as partial. The record is from RefSeq and is a predicted model, not a curated record.
AUGGGAUAUAAGAUAUAUUCUAACUCUGACUUAGUUCAAACAGUAACAUGGGCAAACUAUGAAUGGUUCGCUUUGAGAAACUCAGUACAACCACAAGCUAGAGAACAAACAGACCAGUAUGCAACUAUUGAGAAAAUAAGAAGACUUGACCCUAACGUUCCAGGAGUUUAUGUUGACCUUUCUGGACAAACUGCAGCAGCAGUAACCAAAGUAAAACUGAAACUUAGAGUUCCUUUGUCAUCUUUCCUCAUCUUCAGGUUUUUAAGAUACUUGCCAAACUGGGCAGGAAAAAUUUCUAUCGAACUUACUCCAAGCAAAAAUAACUUAGUCAUUGCACCAACACAAGACCCAUUCACUCUUACAGACGUAAAGGGAGCAAAUCAAACGUCAUUCGCCGACUUUUGCAAAGACAAAGUUGACUUAGACUUUGGUUUCUCAAACCUCAACACUGAAGUAAACUAUUAUUUCAAUGCUGCUGGAACUGCUUGGGACCCAGUUAAGUUCACAUGCGAAAA